AUGGCCAGGUUGGAUGUCACAGAGAUGUUUCAUGGUAUUUUGUUUCCUGGACACCUGCACACUCAAGAUUCCUUGCAACUUGCUCUGAAAUUUCCAUUUCAGGACACGGAUGUCCUCAUUGUCUCCUAUCCAAAGUCAGGCACCACAUGGAUGCAGGAAAUUGUGACCCUCAUAUCCAGCAGAGGGGACCAGCACUUGUCCCAAACUGUCCCAAACUGGGCUCGGGCUCCCUGGCUGGAGCAACAUUAUUUUGCUGCGGUACUGGAAGCCUCAUCCACCACACCUCGAGUCAUCACCACACACCUGCCUCAUCACCUGCUGGGUCCCGCCCUCCGGGGCUCCAAGGCAAAGGUCAUCUAUGUGAGCAGAAACCCUAAAGAUGUGGUGGUGUCCUUUUACCACUUCCACAAAAUGGCCAACUUCCUCCCUGAGCCCAGCACAUUUCCAGAGUUUUUAAAUCAGUUCUUGGAGGGCACACUGUCCUACGGCUCCUGGUUUGAUCAUGUUAAAGACUGGACCAGUCAGACAGCAACUAUGAACAAUCUGCUUCACAUCACCUAUGAAGAGAUGUCACUGGACCUACAGGGCACCAUAAAGAGGGUAAGCUCUUUCCUCCAAUGGCCUCUGGCGGAGGACGAGCUCUACAACUGUGUGAAACACUGCAGCUUCAGCAGCAUGAAGGACAACAAGAUGGUCAACUACACCCUGAUCGCAGAGGAGAUAAUGGACCAUAGCAAAGGCUCCUUCAUGAGAAAAGGUAAGGUUGGAGAUUGGAAAAACAUGUUCACAGAUGAGCAGAAUCAAUAUUUCACGAGCGUCUUCAAGUCCAAGAUGCACAACUGCACUUUAGAGUUUGUGUGGGAGGAGCGAGAUAAAGAGGAGACACACGGCUAA
Molecule: messenger RNA, 894 nt
Organism: Chelmon rostratus (copperband butterflyfish)
Lineage: Eukaryota; Metazoa; Chordata; Actinopteri; Chaetodontiformes; Chaetodontidae
Gene: sult5a1
Product: sulfotransferase family 5A, member 1
Exons: 6
Coding region: 1-894 (297 amino acids)
Biological process (GO): sulfation
Cellular component (GO): cytoplasm
Molecular function (GO): sulfotransferase activity
Source: RefSeq, a predicted model, not a curated record